UCUCCAGAACUGAACCCCGCCGGCGUCCUCGAGUCCCGCCCAGCGGAGAGGAGGACAACCGGGGACCUCGGCCCACGCCCCUCUUAGCCCCACCUCCGGCAGCUGGCCCCGCCCUCAUGAGUCCGGAAAUCUCGCGAGACGGAAGCACCCCUGCGCAUGCGCGCGAGGAAUGGCGUGGGCAGGAGAACGGAGGCCGGGAAGGCUACGAGCCGACCGGUUCCGGCUUGGGGACGGGGGUGCGCAUGCGCAGUGCGUCGCUCUCGUCGGCGCGCUUCUCCGGCUUUCCUGUUCCGAUCUCUUCUUCAUUGUUUUUUCUGAGGGUCGCGGGCGGCGGCGCGGCGAGCCGCAUGCGAGUGAAAGGGCACCGUGGAACGGAGAAGGGCCGAAAGCAUGGCGGAAAACAGAGAACCCCGUGGUGCCAUCGAGGCCGAGCUGGACCCCGUGGAGUACACCCUUCGGAAACGACUUCCUCACCGCCUGCCCCGGAGGCCCAAUGACAUUUAUGUCAACAUGAAGACUGACUUUAAGGCCCAGCUAGCCCGCUGCCAAAAGCUGCUGGACGGAGGCAGUAGAGGGCAGAACGCAUGCGCUGAGAUUUACAUCCACGGCUUGGGCCUGGCCAUUAACCGCGCCAUCAACAUCGCUCUGCAGCUGCAGGCAGGCAGUUUUGGGUCCCUCCAGGUGGCUGCCAAUACCUCCACCGUGGAGCUGGUGGAUGAGCUGGAACCAGAGACUGACUCCCGAGAGCCACUGACCAGGAUCCGGAACAACUCAGCCAUCCACAUCCGGGUCUUCAGGGUCACACCCAAGUAAUCGAAGUGGACUCUCACCCAUCAAUUCCUUUGCACACACACAUCCAGGCUCCGUGUGGCUGAGGUUGCUGCUGGUUCGUAUGGCUCUUGUCUGGGCAUGGACCUGUUGUCAGAGCCUUGUAAGAAAACACAUGUUCCCUCAGCCUAGAGGACUGUAAAUGGAGAGCCAAGAAGUGAAUCCUCCUUGUCCUGUACAAUAAAAGUAUCGAGUUGUGUUGGUGCCGGGC
Messenger RNA from Microtus ochrogaster (prairie vole), 1039 nucleotides. RefSeq names its product POP7 ribonuclease P/MRP subunit (gene Pop7). Gene Ontology annotation, biological process: tRNA 5'-leader removal. NCBI's taxonomy places the organism in Eukaryota, Metazoa, Chordata, Mammalia, Rodentia, Cricetidae. Gene Ontology annotation, cellular component: nucleolar ribonuclease P complex; nucleus; ribonuclease MRP complex. The record is from RefSeq and is a predicted model, not a curated record. Gene Ontology annotation, molecular function: nucleic acid binding.